This is a messenger RNA of Rhineura floridana, 4389 nucleotides long. RefSeq names its product methyl-CpG binding domain protein 1 (gene MBD1). Gene Ontology annotation, molecular function: zinc ion binding; DNA binding. The transcript has 22 exons. The coding region runs from base 651 to 3308 and encodes 885 amino acids. NCBI's taxonomy places the organism in Eukaryota, Metazoa, Chordata, Lepidosauria, Squamata, Rhineuridae. The record is from RefSeq and is a predicted model, not a curated record.
AAGCUCAGUACAGUUAAAGCUCAGCCCAAAUAUUAGAGUUCAGCUGCAUACAGAAAUGUGGGGUUUCAUUCACUUGCGUGAAGAUGCGUCCUCCUCCCGCCAAGCAUAAAACCGAUGCUGCGAUCCUAAUUCACUUACCUGGGAGUAAGACUACAGAAAUAAGGAGGGACUUCCAUCUGAGUAGACGCUAUUUAGCUCGCACUGCAAAAUUUUGUGUGGCUCUAUACUUUCUAUCUCUGGUUGGGUCUUCCUUGUUUUUAACGCAUGCCUUUCUGGCCUCUAUCACGUGCGGGGUGUGAGUGCUCUCUCGGACGUUAGGGCUGUUCUUUCGCCAUCGUCUAAGAAAUCGCUUCUGCUUCCGGGUCAUCUCGCGAGGAGUCGUUUGCGUCUGAAAGGGGGGUGUUCCCCUCUUCCGUCUGUGAGGCGAGGAAAGGGGCGCGGGUACUUUCUUGUUGACGCAUGCAGAGUCUCUGCGGCGAGGCCUGGUCCGGUUUCCGUCGCGCCCGAGAGAGGCAGGGAGGGAGACGCCGCCCAAAGACCACCGCAAAUACAUAUCAAAAGUUCAUCCAGACAAUACGAAUUCCACCGGUGCAAAAUUAAAAGAAAACACAGUGCUUGGCCCACGUUCUCUCUUUCCUUUGUUCGACAUCAUGACAGAGGGCUGGGUGGAUUGUCCCUCGCUGGGGCCUGGCUGGCAGCGCCGUGAAGUCUUGCGGAAAAAUGGAACAAGACCUGGACAAUCAGAUACCUAUUAUAUAAGCCCCAGAGGGGAGAGAAUCCGCAGUAGAGUGGAGUUGACAAGGUUGCUGGGAUGUUCGCGGGAUCUGGCAGACUUUGAUUUCAAGAAAGGGAUUUUUGUUGAGCCGAAUGCCGAGCCCCCGCCCCCGCCCCCUCUCCCACCUGCUGGAGGAGGCUACCAGAAGGUCAAGAAGGGUAGCAAAAGGCAUCUUCCACCUCUGGCAGCAGCCACUCCUCCACCCAAGAAGCCUCCUGAUUUGCAGGUGUUUGAGGAGCCUCCAGACCAAGAGCUUCCAGACCAGAAGCCACCAAAGCUGGAGCUGGAGCUGCCAAUACAGCCCCCCACCAGUUUUCUGACCCAGCAGCAAGAGCUUCUACUUAGUGUAGAUCAGCCACCCUCAAAGCCCCGUAAGCGCCGAUAUCGGAAACACCUUCCACCUGUCCUUGCAUCAGGAAAAAUGGAAGAUGUGACAGUGCAAGAGACCAACCUAGAGGAAUCUAUAGUGUGCUGUGCCAGCUGUCAAGGCCAGUUUCCAGGAGUGAUGCUCCCAUCCCAGAGACGCUGUCGGUGGCUCUGUCCAGAUUGCAGAGCUCAGAGAAGAGAUUUCAAUCGGGAACAGAGAUAUUACAAGCAAAUUGGCUGUGGUGUGUGCCAAGCCUGCCAGAUGUCUCAGGACUGCGGCAUCUGCAGUGUGUGUGUCCUGCGAGCCAAGAGCCCCGAGCUCCGCAUUGGCAUCAAAUGCCUGCUGCGCCGAUGCUUGAAGAUUGUCAAAAAGGGCCUUGAAUGUGGUUUGUGUCAGGCUUGUAAGAUAACUGAAGACUGUGGUAGCUGUCAUAUCUGCUUGCGGAGGCAGAAACCUGGCAUGAAGCGCCAGUGGAAAUGCCUUAAGCGUCGUUGCCUUAAACGCAAGAAAAAAAUCCCACCCAAGAAGGAUGGCUACAGCUCCAAGAAGCUUACAGUAGAAGCACCCCCUGCGGAAGUUACCUUCACACCAGCGCGACGCCGGCAGAAGAAGCCAGCAUCAGCAAUAGAUGAGCCAUCUCCCAAGGCUCAGCGGGCCCCAUGGCGAUGCCGCAAGAGGCUGUCAGUAGCACCACCUGUGUCCGCAGAUGGGCCCCCUCCAAAGGCCCAGCUUGCUGCAGGUCGCCGCCGCCGCAAGCAUUCUGCUACCACAAAAUGGAAACACACCAUGGAGCGGGAUCCUGGAGGCAUCCCUGUAGUAAGACGUAGGAAGAAGCAGUUGGGAGCAGUGAAAGAGAGGAAGAAUGCUGGCCGUCCCCCCAAACAUCCCACGACCAAUCUCAAGAACAGUGUGCGGAGCCCCGCCAGGCGACGAAACCGCAAGUGUGGCAAAUGUGAAGCCUGCCUGUUGAAAACUGAUUGUGGUCGCUGUGACUUUUGCUGCGACAAGCCCAAAUUUGGUGGGAGGAACCUCAAGCGCCAGAAGUGUCGCUGGAGACAGUGCCUGCAAUUUGCGAUGAAGCGGCUGCUUCCUGAGGAGUGGAGCAGCCCGGAGGGGGCAGCAGGCUGGAAGGUCAAGAGGAGGAGGAGCGCUUUCGGUGGCCGUAGCCGCAAGCCAACCAGGAUCAAGCAGGUGGGGCGGCAGGGAGCCAAGGGGAGUGGCCAGAAGCGACAGGCAAAAGCCAGCUUCCAGCCAGAGGAGUCUCCUUCAAGCAGUGAACUGGUUCAUUUGCCCACAUUGCAGGGCCCAGAGGAAUCUGAACAACAGCAGCUGGUGAAGUGGAAGAAUGAGCCAGAGGUUGGGGGCUCAAUUUUGGCCAAGGAUUUUGUUAAGGACCGCCCUACCCUGCCGCAUGUCAAAGAGGAGUCAGAUGUACCAACACAUUCCACUUCACCCACUCGAGUCCUGGUGAAGGAAUCAGACACCAGAUUACCUGCUGUCAACCUCCUUAUUGCCGCCUCUCCCAAAGUCAAACAGGAGCAUGCAGAACCGGGUGGGGACCGUCGGCCAUCCAAUGACUCUCCGAUAUCAGCGGGACUUCCCCAAUUUAAAAGGGGAUGGGGAGCCCAGGUCAGGGAGGUGGUGGUCCUGGAUGAUGAAGAUGAUGAUGAAGUGGAACAGCUGCAGCAAAUGCGCCCCCCAGUGAUAAUGGAGAUUUAUAGCCUGGGAGGCGUGCAGCCCCUUGCCCAGUUGGACAGUGUCUUGCGUGAGUUCUUGGCUGAGCUGAAUGAAAUCCCUCUCCCUGCUCACUGGGAGGUGCUGUCCCCACUUGGCGGUCCUGACCUGCGUCUUGUACAGCGCUCGGAACACUCCACUAUGUCAGCGGCGGUGAUCCACAUCCGCCCGGGCCUCUUCUUCCAUGUGGUGGUGCGAGAUCUCCCUGUGCCCCCUGAGCACAAACUCUAUGCCAGCCACCCUGCCCGCCUCACCACAGUAGAUGAGGUGGUGGAACUUAUCUGUGACCUGGAGGCCUAUCGGCUUUGUUCUGGCUGGCCUGCUGGCUGGCAUGCUGGUGAACGGUCUGAGGCCUGUGAUGUUCUUGUCUACUCGGGCUGCUGCCCACAGUGCCGGCUCAACCCUUGGCCCUCAGGGAGUGGUGUCUGCUGAGAACCAAGUUGGGAGGGGAGGGAUUUGGGGACAGGACUUAGCCCUAUGGGGCAGUUAAUGGGCAGAAGUUUUAUUUUGACACUGGAAAUGGCUUGGAAUAUCUAAAAAGAUCAUUCCUUGUCAUAAAUAGCUUUAUAUUUUUCCCUCUUGUUCAAUAGCUUGGCACAAAAAGUCAUAUUCCUCUUGUUGUCUUCUGCCUUUCUCUACUGGUAAGCUGCUUCUGCAUUUCUGGCAUAGAGAGAAGUUUCUUUCAAAGACUCAGUUCCUGUCUUCAGUAAUUUGCUUAUCUCCUGCCAGGGAGCUGCAGUGUGGACUGUGGUCUAUUGCAGUAGCUUGUGCUGAUCACCAGUUCCCUUGACUUGUAAAACCUCACAUGCUUGGCAGAGUUAUCCUUACAUGUUGAUAUGAUGGAAAUGUGGAGGUGGCUUAUGCAUCAGUUUGGACCUUCCUGUCUGUUGCUCCUACUUGCUUGGCCUCCACGCUGUUGAAUUUAGCAUUCUCUUGGAGACUUCUAGAUCUGCAGUAUGGUCAUCGCCAACCAAAUCCCAGAAGGAUGGGAUUUAAAUGAAGCAUCUCCUUUAAAAAAAAAAAAAAAAUCCUCUUGCUGAGACCUGCCUGUUCUUUCCCCAGAUACAUCUAAAACUUGAAUUGUCGCCUCGGGCAUGUUUUUUCUUUGCUUCAAGUUUGCUGACUUUGGAUGGUCUAUUCUGUUUGAGGACCAGGAAGAUUUUUGUUCUGGGCGACGGGAAAGAUGAUAUGGCUGUUGCUGGAGGAGAGGUGCCUGGCUGCCAGCCACUCUAUAUGAUGAGAUAUUCUGGUAUGUUCUGUUCAGGGAAGUUCUACAGAAGCCAUAGCUGUAUGUCACUUGCUAACUUGUGGUUUUGUUUUGUGUCUUCCUUCAGUGUGGUUAGUGGCACCAGCAAUUGCCCCUUAUCCUUUCCCUUGUGCCUCUCACAGUCAGGUUUUUUUUUGUGCUGCUUUUCCCUUGGAAGAAAAAAGUGAAAUUAUCCUGAAAAAACUUAUCAAAUCAGAACUGGUCUCUAUUUUUUUUAAUGUAUUAAAAAUUUUAAUGAGCAAAUUC